AUGUCUCAAGAUCAUCAAGAACAAGCGGUGCUCGAGCACCUGGAAGAGGUUCUUGCUCAAGAAAGAGCUAAAAAGGCUGCAUCUACAGGAGGUUCUCGGUUUCCAACAAUGGUUGUGGGUCUAGCUACUGGGAAAUCCGCUCCAAGGGUUGAAGAACUCACUGUUCUCAGAGAAUUGAGGGUGGACUUUGAGAACAUGGCUGCAAAUGGAAUAGAUAUCAGAACUGAGAUAAUGACUCAAGGUUGGAAGAGCUACUUUGAUAGGCUCUCAGGACAAGUGUAUGAUAAACUGGUGAAGGAGUUAUGGAAGCAUGCUGACUGUGAUGACUAUCAAGUAGUCUCACAUAUUCUGGGUAGAAGAAUUGUCAUCACUGAGAGGUCGAUUGCUCAACUUCUAGGAAUGGAUCAGGUUAAGGCAAAGAGAUUUCAGAGUGUUGACAACAAAAUGUCUGGAAUCAGGAAAACUGUUAACAAGGAACUCUUUGGUAACUGGCAACUGAAGAAGACAGAGUACAAAGCCAGCGAUCUAUAUGCAAACUUGAGAGUAUGGUUCAAGAUCAUUCUCACUUGCAUCAACCCCAGACCUCUAACAAGCUCGUCGGACUACAUCUGUACCACUCAGAAAGUGAUGCUCUAUUUCAUCAAGAAGAAGCUGUCGUUGUGGCUUUCCUUCUUCUUCUUCACAUAUCUGAAAUAUUGCCUGAGGAAGUCCAGAACCACUUCUUUUGAGAAGAAGGCUGUCAUCUACUACAUCCCCUUUGGAAAGCUUCUUUCUGACAUAUUUGUGGAAAGUGGCCUAGUGAAAGACUUGACUGAUGCCGGGUGCACAGAAGAUCUGACCACAACUUCUGGAGAUGCGCUCAACGGCAAGAAUUUGAAGAAGUUGAAGAUGGUGAAGACAGUCAAAGUAUCUCAUUCUGAUGAGUCUCUAGAGGAUAUCAUCCAACAGAGAAUCCCUGUUGAUGAUUAUCCCUUGUGGACUAUGCAGGAUGAUAGGACUGCCAUUCUUCAUUAUCUGAACAUGAUGAUCGAAGAAGGCUAUGAAGUGGAUGUGGAGGAAUUCUUCAGGACCCUUCCAGAAGGUCCUCGUGAUGAAGACCUUCCUUCCAGGAAGCAGAAACGGGAUGAUUCUGAGACAGAAUCUGAUGAGAAGCCAAAGAAGAAGAAGACUAAAGCAACCACUAAGGCUAUUGCUACUCACUUAGUAUAG
Lotus japonicus is the source of this 1209-nucleotide messenger RNA. RefSeq lists its product as uncharacterized. Lineage: Eukaryota; Viridiplantae; Streptophyta; Magnoliopsida; Fabales; Fabaceae. The coding region runs from base 1 to 1209 and encodes 402 amino acids. The record is from RefSeq and is a predicted model, not a curated record. The transcript has 2 exons.